Messenger RNA from Coregonus sp. 'balchen', 5804 nucleotides. Lineage: Eukaryota; Metazoa; Chordata; Actinopteri; Salmoniformes; Salmonidae. The record is from the annotation of a GenBank genome assembly.
AUGAACAGUGAGCUGAAGAUGGGUGUAAUGACUCUACUGGAGGAGGUGCUACGAGACCCCGACCUGCUGCCUCAGGAGAGGAAAGCCACUGGCAACAUAGUAAGGUACACACACACACACACACACACACACAUACACACACACACACACACACCAGUGGAAGCUCCUCAGAGGAGGAAGGUGAGUCCUCAGUGAAUUUCAUAAAAAUAUAUAUUUUUAAACAUUUAAAAAGUUAUCCUUUUUAGAUAAAACUAUACUAAAUAUAUUCACAUAUUACCAAAUAAUUGAUUAAAACACACUGUUUUGCAAUGUCUACAGUAGCCUCAACAGCACUCUGUAGGGUAGCACCAUGGUGUAGCCGGAGGACAACUAGCUUCCGUCCUCCUCUUGGUACAUUGACUUCAGUACAAAAUCUUGGAGGUUAUUGGUUCUCACCCCCUUCCAUAGACUUACACAGUAAUUAUGACAACUUCCAGAGGACGUCCUCCAACCUAUCAGAGCUCUUGCAGCAUGAACUGACAUGUUGUCCACCCAAUCAAAGGAUCAGAGAAUGAAUCUAGUACUGACAGCAGAAGCUACAGCUAGCUAGCACUAAAGUGCAUAACAUGUGGUGAAUAGUUGACUCAAAGAGGGAGAAAGACAAUAGUUGAACAGUUUUCAACAAAUUAAUUUAUUCAAAAAUGAAGGAGAAGCGAGAGAGAGAGCGAGAGGGCCAUUUUCUUUUCAGUUUCACUUACAUUGCUAGCAAAUGCAGCUGGCUAGUUUAGCCUACUCAAACACCCAGCUCAAACAGAGGGAUGCUAUGUUAGCUAGCUGGCAAUGACUAUCCAACACAACACUGGAACUCUUCCAAGUCAAGGUAAGCUUUGGGUUUUAUUAAUUUUUUGACACCGGGGCCCGCCGGUGUAACUGCUAAACUGCUUACUGACUAUACACUGUAAUGUUACUGCUUGAUUGUAGCGGGUUUACUAAUGCAUUAGUUCUAUUAGCUAUGUUGACUAGGAUGUUACUUUAGCUAAUAUGGGGACAACGAUGUAGGCGGUGUGUAGCGGUUAUGACAUGGUUUUGCUUGGAAAGGUUUUUUCACCUGGUCACAUACAGCUGAUGUGUUGUGCAUUGAAGUCCACAAAUGAAGGGAAAGGGUGAGAGGAGGAAAGCGUGUAGAUGCGAGAAGGAAUACAAUGUGGCUGCUAUGAAAGUGAACUGUGUUUACGCGUGAUCAGAGGUGUAUUCAUUCCGCCGAUUCUGUUGAAAAACAUUUCUUAAAUGGAACCAAUAGAAACUCACGCUUGCAACUGUUGGACUAAUGAUUACACCCUAGAUAAGCUAGAUGCAGACAAGAGUGUGCAAGACUGUAUUGAAUGUGUCACUGUCUGUCACCUCAAACCUGUGUCACCUUUCUCUCGACCUGUGUGCACCUACAGUUGAAGUCUGAAGUUUACAUACACUUAGUUUGGAGUCAUUAAAACUCGUUUUUCAACCACUCCACAAAUUUCUUGUUAGCAAACUAUAGUUUUGGCAAGUCGAUUAGGACAUCUACUUCGUGCAUGACAGAAGUAAUUUUUCCAACAAUUGUUUAAAGACAGAUUAUUUCACUUGUAAUUCACUGUAUCACAAUUCCAGUGGGUCAGAAGUUUACAUACACUAAGUUGACUGUGCCUUUAAACAGCUUGGAAAAUUCCAGAAAAUGAUGUCAUGGCUUUAGAAGCUUCUGAUAGGCUAAUUGACAUAAUUUGUGUCAAUUGGAGGUGUACCUGUGGAUGUAUUUCAAGGCCUACCUUCAAACUCAGUGCCUCUUUGCUUGACAUCAUGGGAAAAUAAAAAGAAAUCAGCCAAGACCUCAGAAAAAAAACUGUAGACCUCCACAAGUCUGGUUCAUCCUUGGGAGCAAUUUCCAAACGCCUGAAGGUACCACGUUCAUCUGUACAAACAAUAGUACGAAAGUAUAAACACCAUGGGACCAUGCAGCUGUCAUACCGCUCAGGAAGGAGACGUGUUCUGUCUCCUAGAGAUGAACGUACUUUGGUGCGAAAAGUGCAAAUCAAUCCCAGAACAACAGCAAAGGACCUUGUGAAGAUGCUGGAGGAAACAUGUACAAAAGUAUCUAUAUCCACAGUAAAAACGAGUCCUAUAUUGACAUAACCUGAAAGGCCGCUCAGCAAGGAAGAAGCCACUGCUCCAAAACCGCCAUAAAAAAGCCAGACUACGGUUUGCAACUGCACAUGGGGGUGCUUUGCUGCAGGAGGGACUGGUGCAUUUCACAAAAUAGAUGGCAUCAUGAGGAAGGAAAAUUAUGUGGAUAUAUUGAAGCAACAUCUCAAGACAUCAGUCAGGAAGUUAAAGCUUGGUCGCAAAUGGGUCUUCCAAAUGGACAAUGACCGCAAGCAUACUUCCAAAGUUGUGGCAAAAUGGCUUAAGGACAACAAAGUCAAGGUAUUGGAGUGGCCAUCACAAAGCCCUGACCUCAAUCCUAUAGAACAUUUGUGGGCAGAACUGAAAAAGCGUGUGCGAGCAAGGAGGCCUACAAACCUGACUCAGUUACACCAGCUCUGUCAGGAGGAAUGGGCCAAAAUUCACCCAACUUAUUGUGGGAAGCUUGUGGAAGGCUACCCAAAACGUUUGACCCAAGUUAAACAAUUUAAAGGCAAUGCUACCAAAUACUAAUUGAGUGUAUGUAAACUUCUGACCCACUGGGAAUGUGAUGAAAGAAAUGAAAGCUGAAAUAAAUCUUAUUCUGACAUUUCACAUUCUUAAAAUAAAGUGGUGAUCCUAACUGACCUAAAACAGGGAAUUUUUACUAGGAUUAAAUGUCAGGAAUUGUGAAAAACUGAGUUUAAAUGUAUUUAGUUAAGGUGUAUUUAAACUUCCGACUUCAACUGUAUGCUGUAAACUUUCAUUCAUAGGCUAGGUUGUAGCAACCUCAUGAUGGGUAUAGGGGAACAUUUGAGUAUCAUGUAGUAGCCUAAACCUAUCGAUGUUACAUUGAGCUUGGUGAAUGGAAUAUGAAUGACAGUCAUCCAAUAUGCUGUAAUAGAAAUUAGGCCAUGCUCAUGAAAAAAAAGAAUCGUCCUCCCUCAUCUUAAACGCCACUGACCGCCACUGGCACACACAUAUACAGAGACACAAACACAAACACACACGCACAUGCUAAAGCAGUUGUUCCCAACCAGGGGUACUAGGACCCCUGGGGGUAUUUGGCCUAUCCACAGGGGAGACUUAAGAAGAUUCAUGAGACCAUAUGCUUACUGGUAAAAUCCACAUGAAGGGGUACUUCAGGGGUACUCCAGGCAGAGCAAACUUUAGUUGGUGGUACAGUAACCGAAAAAGGAACCACUGUGCUAAAGUACAUGCGCGCACACACACGUUUGUUUUACUCUCCUUGUGGGGACCAAACAAUUGAUUCCCAUUCAAAAUCCUAUUUUCCGUUACCCCUAAACCUAACCCUAACCUUAACUCCUAACCCUAACCCUGAACCCUAAUCGUAACCCUAACCCUAAACCCUAAGCCUAAAAUAUCAUUUUUCCUUGUGGAGACCGGCAAAAAGUCCCCCCCCCCCCCCCCCCCACAUACACACACACACUAUUAUAUUCAUUAAUGAGACUCUGCCUGUCCCUCAGUGCCCUUUCUCAAGAUGAUGCUCAACUCAAGAUAGAAGACAUCCUACAGAUGGUAAGUAUGGUUCAAUCACACACAGAAAUACUACAUAGAAUAGAUGCUAAGCCAUUUCAGUUACAGGGAUGUAGUGGUAAAAACUGUGUUGAGUCAGUAAAUAAAUGGUGAUGUAAUUUGGCAUGCUGACUUUGGAACAGAGAAGUCCGCUGCUCCACUUCAUCCUGGUAAGAUGUUGACUAGAGACGUUGUCUCGAUAUAGUCUGUGUGAAAAAGUUGUCUCCGUAAAGAAUCAGAACAAAUUAGUUGUAUUUAGUGUGUAUUGUGUAUUUUAAAUACUUUAGAAUGCAUUUAGAAGUAUUUGAGGUGUGCUUGAUUUACACUGAACAAAAAUAUAAACGUAACAUGUAAAGUGUUGGUGUCCUUGUGUAUAUUUGUUUAUAUUAGCUGUCAACAAGCCCAAAGUAUACAGUUCAUAGUGGAGAGAGUGUAGACAUGGAAUACUGUUUGUGGCAUUUUGAAAAUAUAUCAACCGAUUGAAUAUUGGUUUACCAGACAGAGUGUCCCAAAGCAGAGUGUUUUGAUUCUCUGUCUGCGAUGGAGCUGGCUGAACAGAUCACCUUGCUAGACCACAUUGUGUUCAGGAGCAUCCCUUACGAGUGAGUGUAUAUUCGAAAUCUGAGAAUAGUAUUGUUGUGCUAUUGUUGUUGUUGUUUUUGCAUAAUUGUGGUGUGUUCUGUGUCCACCAGAGAGUUUCUGGGCCAGGGCUGGAUGAAGCUGGACAAGUUGGACAGAACUCCAUACAUUAUGAAGACCAGUCAGCACUUUAAUGAUGUAAGAUUUAAAACAGAUCUAUACUCUAUAGCUCUAUACCAGCCAGCACUUCAGAUCUAUACUCUAUAGCUCUAUACCAGCCAGCACUUCAGAUCUAUACUCUAUAGCUCUAUACCAGCCAGCACUUCAGAUCUAUACUCUAUAGCUCUAUACCAGCCAGCACUUCAGAUCUAUACUCAUAUCUUAACAUAUCUCUUUAUCCCGUCUUUUCUUUAACUCUGCCUCUUUCCCACCCUCCAUUUCUCUCAACCCCUCUCUCGCUCCUCUUCCCUCCCCUCUCUGUUUUGUCCUGCUGUAGAUGAGUAACCUGGUAGCAUCUCAGAUCAUUGCCCAUACAGACAUGGUCUCCAGGGCUAAUUCCAUAGAGAAGUGGUUGGCUGUGGCUGGUAUCUGUCGCUGCCUCAACAACUAUAAUGGAGUUCUAGAGAUCACCUCAGCUCUCAACCGUAGCGCCAUCUACAGGCUGAAGAAGACAUGGGCCAAAGUCUGCAAACAGACCAAAUCACUGAUGGAUAGGCUACAGAAGACAGUGUCAUCAGAAGGCCGAUUCAAGAACCUGAGAGAAACCCUAAAAAACUAAGAAGGAGAAGAAAAAAAGGGUGAAAGUGUGUCUCUGGGGUUUUACUCCCAGAUUAUCACUAAGGACUUUAUGACAAGUUAGGAAAGCAUGGAUAUUAUGUGAAUAUUGAUUGAUGGAUUGAUGUAUGUGCAGCUGCAACCCUCCGUGUGUGCCCUACCUGGGGAUGUAUCUGACUGACCUGGCCUUCAUCGAAGAGGGAACACCCAACUUCACUGAGGAGGGACUCGUCAACUUCUCCAGAGAUGAGGAUGGUAAACACACACACGCACACAAACUCACACACGCAUGCACACACACACAGUCAGUCACUCAGCCUGUAUCUCUCUGUCUGUCUCUUCUCUCUGUUCCAGAUUUCUCACAUCAUCAGAGAGAUCCGUCAGUUCCCUACAGGAUAGAGCACCAACCCAAGGUAACACACACUACACAGUCAAUCAAUGGAGUUGUUUUUUGUCACAUGCGCCGAAUACAAGGGGUGUAGACUUUACCGUGAAAUGCUUACUUACUUACUCUCUCCCAGGUAACUCAGUUCCUGCUGGAUAAGACUCUGGUGAUGGAUGAAGACACUUUGUAUGAGCUGUCCCUGAAGAUUGAACCCCGCAUCCCUCCUGGCUAAACACACAAACACCACACAGUUGGUUUCACUCCAGCUGCAUCAGGCACUUAGUAUUUAGUAUUCUUAUUAUCAUCAGCUUGGUAACCAUGGAACCGAUGGACGGGAGAGCCCUGAGAAUCACCUGGUUUAUGGUUCUUGUUAUUUUAGGUAGCUUAGUGGUUAAGAGCG